Salvia splendens (bonfire salvia) is the source of this 1534-nucleotide messenger RNA. RefSeq lists its product as uncharacterized. The transcript is spliced from 3 exons. Bases 237 to 1280 code for a protein of 347 amino acids. The record is from RefSeq and is a predicted model, not a curated record. NCBI's taxonomy places the organism in Eukaryota, Viridiplantae, Streptophyta, Magnoliopsida, Lamiales, Lamiaceae.
AUUGAAAAUGACUUUGCUUAUGUUCACUGAUCAGUUACUUUGGGAAUAUGCUUCAGAUCGUGCAAAACUUUGGUGAAUCUGGCUUUACUGAUUCGUGGGUGUAAUGCAAUUUAUGCGAUAAUACACAUUUUAUUCGCAAUUAAUUUGGCAUAUGAUUAAACUUGUUGAGUGGAUUACUCAUUGUCGUCGCGUUCUUUGUGUGCAAAUUCGCUUUGGGCUGCGUCGGUGAAGUCUACAUGGCCGAGUCACGUCGCACUGGUUUUGAGCCACCACGGAAGACAAAUGUACACGCACCCACUGGAAUGACAUCUCCAACCUCUGGGAGGCCAUCUCGUUCACUGGCGCCCCUUGACCGUGGACGAAGGUGCUGGAGCGACAGAGAAGAGGAGAUUCUAAUUGGAACGCUGAAAGAACUCGUCGCCACUGGAUGGAAAGCAGACAAUGGAUUUAGGGGCGGGUACUUGGGUAAGAUCGAGGACGCGCUACGCCGUGAGUUCCCUAACACUGACUUGAAGGUAAACCCACAUAUCCAGUCCAAGAUUCAUACUUGGAAGAAGCACUACGGCGCAUUGUCACAAGUCCUCAGUAGGAGUGGUAUCGGCUUCAAUCUCUACGGUGACUACAAAAUCGACUGCGAUGACGCUGCAUGGACCGAUAUUCUGAAGUCCGACCCAGGUGUAAAAGGGGUCCGCAAUAAGUCUUGGCCUUACUAUGACGAUUGGAAAAUCGUCUUCGGCAAGGACAAGGCCUGUGGUGAACAUGCAGUUGGUCCGCGAGAGGCGUAUCAGCAGAACUUCUCUGGUUCCUCACAGGUUUUUGCAGGUGAGGGGAGUUCAUACCAUGUCCCUGAUCCAUUCAUCGGUGAUGAUUCUGCGUCUCAUACCCUCUCCCCUGAGGCACCAACCGACAGCGGAUUUAGCGCAGCAGGAGGAAGUGAUCCCAAGGAAAAUGCAGCCAAGGAACGUGCACCAAAGAAGCGCAAAGCCAAGGAGGAUGCUCUAGACAGGCUGGUUGAUGUGAUUGGUAAGAUGCAUGAGGACACUAACAACAGGCUUGAAUAUCUUGCCAACCGAAUUGGGUAUGAGUUCGACUUGACUAAGUCGAGGAAGGAGGUUUUCAACCUUGUUGGGGUCAUUCCUGGUCUCACUCUUGAUCAAGUCUUCGAUGCCUCUGCUAUCAUACUAUCAAAGGUGGAAAAUUUGGACUUUUUCAUGAGUCUUCAUGAAGUUGCGAGGCAAGCUUAUGUUUACCGAGCUUUGGAGAAGUUUAAUGGCAAUUGAAUGACAAGGAAGUAUGCUAUGGUUUUUUGGCUGUUUGGAAGUGUUGACAUCUAGACUUAUUAAAAGGUGUACGUAUCACCUUCUUACUUUUGUUGGAGCUAAAUUAUGUAGUAUACUGCUCCUUCUACUAUCCCUUAUCAUGGACUGGUAUCAGUUAGAAUGGCUUUUGUCUGUAAAUUGAACGUCUAUAUGUAAGAUAUGGUAACUGACUAUGUAGGUGUCUCUAUAUAUGGCUUACAUCUAUCUUAUGUUAA